This is a messenger RNA of Strongyloides ratti, 543 nucleotides long. RefSeq names its product Optic atrophy 3-like family-containing protein. Lineage: Eukaryota; Metazoa; Nematoda; Chromadorea; Rhabditida; Strongyloididae. The coding region runs from base 1 to 543 and encodes 180 amino acids. Gene Ontology annotation, cellular component: mitochondrion. The record is from RefSeq and is a predicted model, not a curated record. Gene Ontology annotation, biological process: regulation of lipid metabolic process. The transcript is spliced from 2 exons.
AUGGGGUUACCAAUGGUACAAGUAUUUAUGAUAAUGGUUAGGCAAAUGUCUAAACCACUCGCUGAAAGAAUAAUGCGUUAUGGUAAAACACAUCCAUUUUUUAGUGAAAAAAUUCUUGUACCUACUGGAAGAAAAAUUAUAUUAUGGUCAAGGAAAUUACAAUUAAAAAGAUUAGGGUUAAAACAAACUGAAGAGAUAGUUCCAGUAUCAGAAAAAGAAGCUCUUGAACAGGCUUCAGAAUUCAUUCAACAAGUAGUUAUUUUCUUAUAUACUGUUAGUGUCCUUUCUGCCUACCAUUUCUACAUAAGCAGUAAACCGUCUCCAAAAUACGUUGAAGAAGCUAAAUUUGAAGAAUCGACAGAAAAAUUGCGUCUAGAAAAUGCUACAUUGUCAAAAAAAAUUGAAAUAUUAGAAAAAAGGCUUUUGUUUUUAGGUGACAACACAAGAUUAAAUAAUAAAAAAAUGUGGGACGAAUUAUGUAAAGAUUCAAUAAAAGAUAUUAAAAUAGUUUCUUCUGAAGGGAACAAAGAUUCUACUGUUUAA